AUGAACACUCGAAUAAAUGGUAACGAGCGCCUCACUAAGCAAACAUUGCUAUCACAGAUCGCGGCAAUCUUUGAUCCACUUGGACUGUUGGGACCAAUCAUUGUUAAAGCCAAGAUUGUUAUGCAACUGCUCUGGCAGCUGAAGCUUGAAUGGGAUGAGACAGUGCCCAUGGAUAUAUUUACAUUAUGGAACGAAUAUAAGACACAACUUAAUUCCAUAAAUGGUUUUAGUUUUCCGAGAAGAAUAAUGCUUGGUGAUUCCGACCUACAACUACAUGGAUUCUGCGAUGCAAGUGAGAAGGCCUUUGGCGCAUGCAUAUAUCUGCGUUCAACCAGUCAAACGGGAGAUCGAAUGGUGAGGCUAGUGUGUGCCAAAUCUAGAGUGGCUCCUUUAAAAAAGGUUUCUCUGCCGAGGUUGGAGUUGUGUGCCGCAGUCUUACUCGCUAAUUUAUAUAAGGUUACCAGUGGCUCACUGAAACGAGAUUUUAGGAGUAUACAUUUUUGGUCGGAUUCCACCAUUGCGAUUCAUUGGAUACAUUCAUCGCCUCACAGACUAAAGACGUUUGUGGCAAAUAGAGUAGCACAAAUACAGACUACUACGGAGAAGUCAUAUUGGAGGUAUGCUCCGUCUCAACAGAAUCCUGCUGAUCCAUUGUCACGUGGACAAAUGCCUGAAGCAUUUGCGCAGAACCAACUGUGGAAAAAUGGACCGGAUUGGUUGAUGGCGGAUGAAGAUGAAUGGCCCGCAAACUUGGUUGAAGAAAUUGUAGUGCCGGAGCAGCGAUCAACUGUUAACUUGCAAACUGCUAUAUCGGCUGAUUUUGUUGAGAGAUUUUCAUCAGUAUUCCUAUUAACAAGAGUAAUAGCAUAUUGCCUGCGCUUCGUACACAACUGUCGCAAGAAAGAGAAACGAACAGGAUCUAUCACAACAGAAGAACUGCGGGAAGCAACGAAUUGCGUGAUUCUGGCGGUACAAGCGAACGCUUUCGCUAAUGAAUUGUAUAAUUUGCGUCACGGCAGACCUCUGCACUCAAAAAGUAGAAUUUUGGCAUUGAAUCCGUUUAUAGAUAACGUGGGAAUAUUGCGAGUGGGCGGAAGACUUCAAAAUGCUGAUAUGAGAUAUGCUCGGAAGCAUCCCAUAUUACUUCCCAAUAAUAAUCAUUUUACUAAAUUAAUUUUUAAAUAUGUCCAUAUUAGUAAUUAUCAUUGUGGUGUUCAAGCUACAUUAUACGCUGUUAGACAGAAUUAUUGGGCAGUUAGAGGAAAGGACAUUGCUAAGUAUACUGUUCGUACUUGUAUGAGAUGCUUUCGAUUUGCAGCACCCGCACCAAAGUAUCAAAUGGGAAAUUUACCGAUGGAUAGAGUAGUGAGCGAUCACCCGUUCGAGAAGGUUGGUGUCGACUAUUGUGGCCCUUUUUAUAUAAAGGAGAAGCGUUAUAGAAAUAAAAAUAAAAUCAAGGUUUAUGUGGCCGUAUAUAUUUGCUUUGCUACGAAGGCUGUUCAUUUGGAGGUCGUUUUUGAUUUAACUACAGAAGCGUUUAUUGCCAGUUUGCGACGAUUUUUUGCCAGGCGUGGGAAGGCCGGAAUAAUUUAUUCUGAUAAUGCGACUAACUUUACCGGAGCAAAUAAUGAACUAAAAGAUUUGCAUAAAUUAUACAAUUCAAAGGAACAUAUUGAUAACCUUCAGCGGUUUUGUGUCGACAGGGGAGUCAAAUGGAAUUUUAUACCGCCACGUUCACCGCAUUUUGGCGGAUUAUGGGAGGCCGCGGUGAAAGGAUUUAAGCAUCACAUGCGUCGAACACUCGGUGAAACAUUAUUUACAUUUGAAGAAUUUAACACAUUUGUAAUUGAAAUAGAAGGUGUAUUGAAUUCGCGACCGCUCACUGCUCUGUCCUCGGAUCCAAAUGAUUGCUUGGCUUUGACGCCUGCACAUUUUUUGAUAGAAACGUCGUUGUCAGAUAUUCCUGAAGUCGAUCUCACGGAUGUGCCUACUAACAGAUUGUCUAUAUGGAAACACAUACAAAAAAUUAAGCAAAACUUUUGGCGUCGCUGGAGCAAGGAGUAUUUAAACGAGCUGCAACAGCGAACCAAGUGGUUGAAUUCACACGCUUCAUGUAUUAAACCAGGAAUCUUGGUUCUUAUUAAAGAUGACAACACUGCUCCUUUGCAAUGGUCGAUGGGCAGGAUAGUGGCCGUGCAUCCGGGAGACGAUAACAUUGUGAGAGUGGUUACCGUAAAGACUCAGAAUGGUACAUAUAAGCGAAAUGUAAGAGCUCUUGCUCCGCUACCCAUUGAAUAA
This is a messenger RNA of Monomorium pharaonis (pharaoh ant), 2298 nucleotides long. RefSeq lists its product as uncharacterized. The transcript has a single exon. The record is from RefSeq and is a predicted model, not a curated record. Gene Ontology annotation, molecular function: nucleic acid binding. NCBI's taxonomy places the organism in Eukaryota, Metazoa, Arthropoda, Insecta, Hymenoptera, Formicidae. Gene Ontology annotation, biological process: DNA integration. Bases 1 to 2298 code for a protein of 765 amino acids.